AUGGCGGAGGCAGAGCGGCCUCUCGAAGAGGAUUGGGAGAGACAGCAAUCGAAGGCUUGGUCACUGCCUCCGUAUGAUAUCGGAGCCAUCAGCAGCCCAGACGAAGACAACCAACCUUCUCACGCGCUGAAUAUUCCUUCCGGAUUCAGCAAAGACCCGACCUCUACUCCACAACCCGCGGUUCCUCAUACCUGCUUGUCCUCUGGUCAAAAUACCCAAAUUCCUAGUAUAUCUGCUUCUUCGCCCUCAGGCCCAUCUCAACAAGCACGAGGAGCCGGAUCCAGUCAGCAGAAAAUCAGCAACCCAGCUCCUGUCGUACCGUUAAGGAACUCUCCUCGUCCAUAUCGCUCAUGGGGUGGAAAAAGAUCCACCCGGCACAGUACUAAUACCAGCGGUCCACCGAUCCAAGCCCAGGUCUCCCCUCUCGCGGGUGGUGGUGCCAGAUCUCAUCAGCCUGUCAGAACCCAGAGGUCGUCGCCAUCGGUUACCCAGCCCCAAGCUUGUAGAACACAGCGAUCAACAGUCAGCCAAGCCUUUUGUCGCCUGGAGACUAACGUUUCCACUCAGGGCGUUCAGGGGAGCGUUGACUCAGCUGCAAAAGACUCUUUCGGUAAGGCAAAAUGGCGUGCCGGCGCAACUCCCGAUGGUUAUCUCCGGUUGCCGCAUACCAUCGACCGGUUCCAGGAGAUAAUCACACAGUUGACAAAGAAAACUGCACAACCCGUUACUAACUUCCGUGAUUUCAUUGCUAAAGCUACCGGUGCUUAUCUCACAGUGAGAUAUCAGGGUGUACCGGUAGUUCUCAUUUGGGGAGACAGAAACCAGGUGUUGGCCGCCCAUACCCUCCUUCUCACUUUUGUUACCCAGGUCAAUCAGCUGCAAGAAACCAGCAAAGUCCCCGGAUGGACACGUAUCAAUGCUCACUCGACUGUUAAGGUUGAUAUCGCCAACACAAAGGAUGCCCGGACUUCCCAACUGGAUGGAUUGCGAAAGGCGCCAAUAACUGUUGCUGAUAGCACGGUCUCUUCUGUGUGGCCGCCAAAUGGUCCAUCCCAGGAGCAUUGCCUGUCAUCACGUCGCCAGCUUCUUGAUAGCAUUCGCCUUCACUAUGGUAUGAACAUCUACACCAAGCCUGGUGCACGGGAGAAUCUGUACUUUUCUGGGGGUAACCAUGGCGAUCUCUUGGGAAUGGUAAGCCGUUCUCGGGACUUGUGGAAGACACUGUCUUUGCAAUGCGAGACCGAAAUCAAAGUGCUCCUCGUCGAGCCACCUCCCCUGAAAUCAUGA
Messenger RNA from Penicillium canescens, 1287 nucleotides. RefSeq lists its product as uncharacterized. NCBI's taxonomy places the organism in Eukaryota, Fungi, Ascomycota, Eurotiomycetes, Eurotiales, Aspergillaceae. Bases 1 to 1287 code for a protein of 428 amino acids. The record is from RefSeq and is a predicted model, not a curated record. The transcript has 7 exons.